Messenger RNA from Etheostoma spectabile (orangethroat darter), 5571 nucleotides. RefSeq names its product phosphofurin acidic cluster sorting protein 2 (gene pacs2). Bases 258 to 2972 code for a protein of 904 amino acids. Gene Ontology annotation, molecular function: transmembrane transporter binding. The transcript has 26 exons. The record is from RefSeq and is a predicted model, not a curated record. Gene Ontology annotation, biological process: protein localization to plasma membrane. NCBI's taxonomy places the organism in Eukaryota, Metazoa, Chordata, Actinopteri, Perciformes, Percidae.
CGCUCGCUCGCGCUCGGUUCACUAGUGCUCGGCUCCCACUGCAGUAGCUCCGCGGCACGGAAGGACCACAGCGACCUGCCCUGGCUCGACGAGGACGGAGAAAUGAGCUCGUCCUCCGCCGUUCCCAUCGCACUAACGUGAGCGUGUCACGGCUUUAUUUAACGGUCACACACGCACGCGCCCAGAAGACCCGCAACCGGUCUGCUGUUGACCAAUUCCCAGUUCGGCGUCGGACAGUCCCACCCGCAGCCCGGACCAUGGCGGAGAGAAGCGGCCGGUUGAGUUUCGGGAGCGGGGCUCUCAACAGACCGGUCCCCAUGAACCUGUUUGCAACAUGGGAGAUAGAUGGAUCCUCCCCGAACUGCAUCCCGAGGUUGUGCAGUCUGACUCUGAAGAAGCUGAUUGUGAUGAGGGAACUUGAUAAAGAGCUGAUCUCUGUGGUCAUUGCGGUUAAAAUCCAGGGCUCCAAACGCGUUUUGAGGUCCCAUGAGAUAGUGCUGCCCCCCAGUGGGUCUGUGGAGACUGACCUGGCUCUCACCUUCUCACUGCAGUACCCUCACUUUUUAAAACGAGAAGGAAACAAGCUGCAGAUCCUGCUGCAAAGGCGGAAGAGAUACAAGAACCGAACCAUCUUGGGCUACAAGACUCUGGCUUUGGGAUCUAUCGAUAUGGCAGAGGUGAUGCAGCACCCGACCGAGGGAGGCCAGGUUCUGCCUCUCUGCAGCAACCAGAAAGACAUGCUGGGCAAGGUGGCCGAGAUCUGGAUCUUUUCCUUGUCCAGUCAGCCAAUAGACCAUGAGGAGGCAGCCAUGCAGGGAGGACAGAAGAUCAAAUGCUCCGAUAACUACUCGGAGGAGGAAUACGAGAGCUUCUCCUCGGAGCAGGAGGCCAGCGACGACGCCGUGCAGGUACAGGAUCUGGAGGAUGACGAGUACGAUGUGAGAAAGCCAAAGAAGCAGAGGAGGUCGAUUGUAAGGACCCCCUCCAUCACCAGACAGCAGAACUUUAAGCAGCGUGUGGUGGCUCUUCUGAAGCGGUUCCGAGUUUCAGAUGAGGUGCUGGACUCUGAGCAGGACCCUGCAGAGCCGCCCCCUGAGGUGGAGGAGGAGGACCUGGACCUGGACAGCGUAGAGUUUGAGAACCCGAGUGACAGCGGCCCGGAGCUAGACGACGACGACAGCGUCCUCAGCACGCCAAAACCCAAACUCAAGCCAUAUUUCGAGGGUCUCUCCCUCUCCAGCUCUCAAACUGAGAUCGGCAGCAUCCACAGCGUCCGGAGCCACAGGGAGCCUCCGAGCCCGCUCGACCCAGAUAAAACCAAGUGCGCUGGGGUCAAAUUUCCAGAUGACGGCGUGUCUGAUAACAUCUCCUUUGAGCAGCCGGAGGCGGUGACUCCGACCACAGAGCUGGAGAUGGACAACAUGGACACGUUUCUAGAGAGACUGCCACCGAGUGGCAAAAUGACCAAGACAGAGUCUCUGAUCAUUUCAUCCAACAGGCAGGAACCCAAGUUGGCGGGGAGGCGAGGCCGGAGCACGUCGCUGAAGGAGCGCCAGCCCAGCAGGCCGCAGAACGAGAGGGCCAACAGCCUGGACAACGAGCGCUCCCUGGACACACGCUGCCACCUACAGAUCCCAAGAAAGACAGUGUAUGACCAACUCAACCACAUCCUGGUGUCUGAUACCAACCUCCCUGACAGCAUCAUCCUCAUCAACACGUCAGACUGGCAGGGCCAGUAUCUAUCAGAUAUGCUGCAAAACCACCAUCUACCAGUAGUCUGCACCUGCACCACGGCCGACAUCCAAGCUGCAUUCAACACUAUCGUCUCCCGCAUCCAGAGAUUUUGCAACUGUAACUCCCAGACGCCCAUUCCCAUAAAGAUCGCAGUGGCCGGAGCGCAGCACUACCUCAGUGCUGUUCUGAGGCUUUUUGUGGACCACCUUUCCCAUAAGACCCCUGACUGGCUCGGCUACAUGAGGUUCCUCAUCAUCCCUCUAGGUGCACAUCCAGUCUCCAAAUAUCUCGGCACUAUUGACUAUCGAUACAACAGUUUGUUCCAAGAUGCCGCUUGGAGGGACCUGUUUCACAAGCCAGAGGCUCCUGUUAUAGCCCAGGAGAACCCAGACGUGGUGUCGCGGGUGACUCAGUACAUGGUGGGAGCUAAUGGAGCACACCAGCUCCCCAUCGCAGAGGCCAUGCUCACCUACAAACAGAGGAGGAAAAAGAGCUUUCAUUUUGAUUUUGCAGUAAGUCUAUCUGUUUCUUCCCUGGGGGGGCGAUGGCAGGUUUCUUCAAGCCCUGAUGAGGACUCAUGUCAGAAAUUCAUCCCUUUCAUCGGGAUCGUGAAAGUUGGCCUCGUGGAGCAACCAUCUGCAGCGUCAGGAGACUCUGAUGAUGCAGCACCUCUGGGCUCCUCGCUGCUCUCCUCCACCCCUCCACAAGUAUCACCCGCACUCAAAGAGGCGUCGCCCACCCCUCCCUCCUCCCCCUCUGUUACCACCAGCUUCUGUGCUUACAGUUCUGCAGGUCAGGCAGAACUGAUGGGGCUUCAGGUGGACUACUGGGUGGCUCCAACCGAAAGGAAAAAAGACAUGGAGAAGCGGGACUCCUCCUCCAAAAACACUCUGAAGUGCAAUUUCCGCUCGCUGCAGGUCAGCCGGCUGCCAGUGGGGGGUGCAGAGGCGAGCCCCCAGCCCACCAUGUCCAUGACUGUGGUGACCAAGGAGAAGAAUAAGAAGGUCAUGUUCCUGCCAAAAAAGAGCAAAGACAAGGAGGUGGAGUCAAAGAGUCAAGUGAUCGAGGGCAUCAGCCGGCUCAUCUGCACUGCCAAGCAACAGCAGACCAUGCUGAGAGUACUGAUUGACGGCGUUGAGUGGAACGACGUUAAGUUUUUCCAGCUGGCGGCACAGUGGUCCUCACACGUCAAACACUUCCCCAUCGGGAUCUUUGGACACACAAAAGGCCCUUACUAGCAGCACCUAAGAAACUAAAAAACACUGAGGAAAGCCCCCCCCCCCUUGCCCUAUCUUCCCUUUCCCCUGUGCCAACAGCUUUUAACCCCCUCCUCCUUACUUCCCCUUUGCACACUUCUUAUAUUCUGCUUUCUUAAUUUAAGCUCCUGCUUUCAGCUGUUGCAUUUGUCCAAUUAUUUAACCUUUUUUAAAAAUUUCUAUUUAUGUAAAAGUCUUGAGGCAAGGCUGCCAAGGGAAUAUUUCUUUACUCAGCUUUUUAAAAAGAUUUUAAAAAAAAUCCUGCUGAUGUUUUAUAGGCUUUUGAGAAAAAAAACUAAUUAAAUAGUAAUUAGACAUUACUUCUUAUCUUUAACAUAUUGUACGAGUACCUGUUUUUUUCCCCCUCUUCCAUCCUAUUUUAUUUGAAAUCGGUGAGGCUGGUUUCAAUCACUUGGUCGCCACAUUUAAUCUAGAAUAGCCUAUAUAUAUAUUUAAAAAAACUGCUGCCUUGUAAGGAAGUGGAGGAGGCUCAUCUUAUUUUCUAACCAAGAUGAAGGAAUUUGGGAUUCUCAACUUCAGAGACUAUUGUCGAUUGAUCGUCUCAACCCUGAAGAAGAAAAAAGUUAACGCCCCGUGAGCUUUGGCUCUCUGCACUCAAUGAAGAAGUCUUAUGUGCAAUAGAAUGAAUACUGUGUGAAUGCGAUUCUCAAGAAUGACCUGGCACUGAUAGAAGAUUAUACACACUGCAGUUACUUUCUCUUCUUUACUUUCUCCUUCUGCUAAAUUGGCUUGAGGUUUAACUCCAAAAUGAGACAUCUGAAAAAAUAGUCAAAUGGAGUCAAGAAAAUUAUGAAUAGCACAAAAUGAACUGCUUUUUAGAUGGUAGAAUGGACUGGAAGGAACACAUUUACAUUUUGGGAAAUGUGCUUUCUUUGUGAGCGUUAGAUGUGAGGAUCGAUACCAACCUAACGUCUGUACAGUAGAAUUUGGCUAGAGCCAGCAGCUGGUUAGCUUAGCUUAGCAUAAAGACUGGAAUCAGAGGGAAUCAGGUAACCUGGCUCCGUCCAAAGGUAAUGAAAAAUGCUUACAAGCACCUCUAAAGCUUGUUAAUUUUCCCAUUCAUACAAAAACCGGCAUGUAAAAAGACAACGUUGUGGUUUUACGAGGGGAUUUACAGAAAGUAUUCCGGCACAUAACCCCCACAAAAACCACAACUUAUCAUUUUAUGGGCUACACUUUUUACCCUAUUUCCAGUCUUUAUAUGAUGCUAAGCUAACAGACUGCUGACAAACAGCUAGUUUUGCCCUGAUCAAAAAAUAACAAAAAUCCACCUACCAGCAUCUGUGAAGCCCAGUAAUGAACACAUUAUAUCUCCUUUGUACAAAAGUCAGAGUGUUAAAAGUUGUGGUUUUACUUUGAGCCAGGCAAGCUGUUUUCCUGUUUCCAGUCUUUCUGCUAAGCUAGGCUAAGGUAAGCUAAUCGCCUGCUGGUUGUAGCUUCACAUAGCUCUGAGAGUCAUCUAGCUGUUGUUAAGAAAAUGAUUUUAACAUAUGUUAAGAUGAAACACAUUUGAAAGAGUGGUUCCUCUGUAAGAACUAGCUUAUCUAGCUUUUUUUUCCGUCCUACAAUGUUUAUUUUAGAAAACUCUUUGUCCUCAAGCCCCACACUCCUCGGAAACACUCCAUAUCUUUUUUUUUGCUAAAAGCAAAUGUUACUUUUGCCAAAUGAGCAACUGCAACUGCAGCUCACUUAUUACCUGUGUGGUAUUAUAGACAACUUCAUAAUGUAGAGGUGAAUGUAUUGACGGUACCUUAAUGUAAAGCACUUUUAAAUGUUUGUCCAUUAUAGCUUAGCGUGUGAAGCCUACCGGAGGAACCUGCAGGCUACUGUGGUUCACAGACGCACAUAGACAGACACUGUGUCUGCCAUUAUAUCUGAGCUCGACAACAGCACAAGCAUCGGGGACAUGGCAUAGUGUAUAUGCAAAACGACCCAGGCGUCUGGAUCUUCUCAGUGCUGUGUGAUAUCACUUUAUGUUCAGUGUGAGGCCUCCCUUUUGGACUAUUUAGAUUUUAGUUUGAUAUUCUGUGAGGUUAGCUUACAACAUGUAGCCUACGUGAUGUUAACAUUUCAAAAAUGUUCUGUCAGUAGAUUUUGCUCAUGCUUUUGUUGACUGUUCAGUGUAAAACUAAAAGUAUUUUGCUUGUUAGAUUUGUUUCAGUAGCAGUUUCAUCAUAACCUUUGCCAAUUUCUUGAUAAGUGCCUAAAUUGCUUAAUUUUGACAAAUCAACAUAUUGUGUCCCUUGCUAACAUGGUGCUGAUUAUGGUCAUACAACAACAAAAAUAUCUUAAUACAGUGCAUUGAGUACGCAGUAUAUUGUUCACUGGAGGGAGGGAAAAUCACAGUUGGCUCUCAAGCACGGGUUUGAAUCAAUUAAAAGAAGACUACAUCCCAUUUAUGUUUAGCAGGCAUUUGUUGAACUCUUUAGAAAAUGUUGUAGAUGUUUUGGUUUUUAAUGUUGUCUCAGAGAAAGGCUUGUUGAAACUGAAAGUUCCCUUAAGACUACCACUGUAAUCCCAAAAUUUGGAGUAAUAAAACUACUAUACACACUAAAAUGUA